Messenger RNA from Emericellopsis cladophorae, 2526 nucleotides. RefSeq names its product beta-glucosidase F-like protein. The transcript has 3 exons. Bases 1 to 2526 code for a protein of 841 amino acids. Gene Ontology annotation, molecular function: beta-glucosidase activity. Gene Ontology annotation, biological process: glucan catabolic process. Lineage: Eukaryota; Fungi; Ascomycota; Sordariomycetes; Hypocreales; Bionectriaceae. The record is from RefSeq and is a predicted model, not a curated record.
AUGGUACCCUCCCCUGUUAUUGCAACAGCCUAUGCUCUAAUCAGCCUUCUGGCCGGGGUCAGUGGCAGUCCUCUGCAACAGAGAUCUCCUGAUGAUGUCCCGGACGGCUACUAUGUGCCCAUGUACUACCCAGCGCCGUUCGGUGGCUGGGUCGACUCCUGGGCACAAAGCUACGAGAAGGCCAGAGACUUAGUAAAUCAAAUGACCCUAGCUGAAAAGACAAACAUUACUGCCGGAACUGGCAUCUUCAUGGGUGCCACGUUCGACAAGGAGCUCAUGUACCAGAGGGGUGCCGCGAUUGGCAAAGAGGCCAGGGGUAAGGGAGUUCAUAUCUGGCUGGGGCCCUCAGUCGGCCCCUUGGGUCGUAAACCCAAGGGUGGUCGUAACUGGGAGGGCUUCGGUGCGGACCCUGUUCUUCAGGGUGUUGGUGGCCGCGAGACCAUCAGGGGUGUACAGGAGCAGGGUGUGACCGCCACGGUGAAGCAUCUGAUCGGCAACGAGCAAGAGAUGUAUCGUAUGUAUAAUCCAUUUCAGUAUGGGUAUAGUGCGAACAUUGACGACCGCACGCUGCAUGAGCUAUAUCUUUGGCCGUUUGCCGAGGCUGUCCGGGUUGGUGUGGGCGCCGUGAUGACCUCGUACAACGCGGUCAACGGAUCUGCUGGCAGCCAGCAACCAUACCUCAUCAACGGUCUUUUGAAAGAUGAGCUCGGCUUCCAAGGUCUUGUCAUGUCCGACUGGAUCUCCCACAUGUCUGGCGUUGAUUCAGCCCUCGCAGGUCUCGAUCUAGACAUGCCUGGCGACACUCAGGUUCCGCUCUUUGGGUCCUCCUUCUGGAUGUACGAGAUGACCCGCGCUGUUCUCAAUGGCACUGUGCCCAUGGAGCGCCUGAACGAUAUGGCAACCCGGGUCGUUGCAACUUGGUAUCAGAUGGGGCAAGACAGCGAUGAUUUCCCCAAGACAAACUUCCACACUCUGAGCAACGACGCUGUUGGGGAUCUUUACCCCGCUGCGUGGCCUGCAUCGCCAAAGGGUGUGAUCAACGAGUUUGUGCAGGUUGCAGACGACCACCAUCUAGUCGCCCGUCAAAUCGCCCAGGAAGCCAUCACCAUGCUCAAAAAUGAGGACAACCUUCUGCCCCUACCCGAGUCCCGCCCUCUCAAGGUUUUUGGCACAGCCGCACAGACCAAUCCAGAUGGACCAAACGCCUGUCCGGAUAGGAACUGCAAUAAGGGCUUCCUCGGUCAGGGUUGGGGCUCUGGAACCACCGACUACAUGUAUAUAGAUGAUCCCCUUGGUGCAUUGGAGGAUCGAGCCGCCGACGUGACCUUCUACAAUACCGACUCCUUUCCGGAGGUUGACGAGCCGACAAAGGACGAUGUUGCCAUUGUCUUUAUCACUUCAGAUGCCGGCGAGAACAGCUACACUGUGGAGGGAAACCAUGGCGAUCGCGAUGCAAGUCGUCUCUUCGCGUGGCACAAUGGUGACAAACUCGUCCAAGAUGCCGCCGAAAGGUACGAGAACGUCAUCGUCAUUGCUCAGACCGUAGGGCCUCUCGAGCUGGAGGCCUGGAUCGAUCUACCAUCUGUCAAGUCUGUUCUCAUCCAGCACAUGGCCGGUCAGGAAGGAGGUAUUUCGCUGACAAAUGUCCUCUUUGGCGACGCGUCCCCCUGUGGACACCUCCCGUACUCUAUCACAUACAGCGAGGACGACAUGCCAGAGAGCGUGACCAAGUUGAUCGACAGCGCCUUUCUGAACCAGCCGCAGGACACCUACUCCGAGGGCUUGUACAUCGACUACCGUUGGCUGAAUGGGCAGCAGAUUAAGCCCAGGUAUGCGUUUGGCCAUGGGCUGAGUUACACAUCUUUCUCCUAUGGCAACGCGACCAUUGAGAAGGUGACUCAACUUGAGACCAUGCCGCCGAGUCGCCCGGAGAAGGGUCCGAUACUGGAGUACGCCCAGUCCAUCCCAGAGUUGAGCGAGGCGGUCGCGCCCGCAGGCUUCAACAAGAUCCCUCGGUACAUCUACUCUUGGCUCACCAAGACGGAAGCCGAGAACGCCAGCAAAGAUUCGGAGAACGAGUACAAGCACUAUCCGGAGGAAUACACCUCCACCCAAAAAGGAGAGGGUCCCCGAGCUGGAGGUGCGCAAGGAGGUAAUCCAGCGCUGUUCGACACUGCGUAUACCGUCUCCGUGACAGUCACAAACGCUGGUGAGGAGUACGCCGGCAAGGCUUCGGUGCAGCUCUACCUGCAAUAUCCCGAGGGCAUCGAGUACGAUACCCCUCCUAUCCAGCUUCGUGAUUUCGAGAAGACGGGCACCUUGGAAGUCGGCGAAAGUGAGACUGUCGAAUUGACCCUCACGAGAAAGGAUGUCAGUGUGUGGGACAUUGAGAUGCAGGAUUGGGUCGUUCCAGAGGUCGAUGGAGCGUACAAAAUCUGGAUCGGGGCCGCAAGCGAUGACCUUGGCGUUGUUUGCCGCGUGGACGGGCUCGAGUGCGAGAAUGGCGUGGCAGGGCCGGUGCAGUAA